This is a messenger RNA of Tachyglossus aculeatus (Australian echidna), 2809 nucleotides long. It is a transcript of the gene FANCB, whose product is annotated as FA complementation group B. NCBI's taxonomy places the organism in Eukaryota, Metazoa, Chordata, Mammalia, Monotremata, Tachyglossidae. The transcript has 9 exons. Bases 83 to 2656 code for a protein of 857 amino acids. Gene Ontology annotation, cellular component: Fanconi anaemia nuclear complex. Gene Ontology annotation, biological process: positive regulation of double-strand break repair via homologous recombination; replication-born double-strand break repair via sister chromatid exchange; negative regulation of double-strand break repair via homologous recombination. The record is from RefSeq and is a predicted model, not a curated record.
AGUCACUGUUCAGUUUACCUCUGGAAAAUCAACCGAUAUGAAGACCUGAUGUGGUGGAAUUAACAGAGAGAGAAAGAGAGCAAUGUCAUCUGAAGAGCAGGAAAAAUUCUUGUCUUACAAUGGGGAAGUCCUUGUUUUUCAGCUGUCUAGAAGAAAAUUGUCAGAGGAGAGGCCUGCAAAAAUAUCAAGACUCCACGUCCGAAAAAUGGCAUUUGACAGAGGCACAAGAACAUUUAUUCAGCAGGCCACUGGAAUAUUCAGCCUUCACGGGGAGCAUUUCAGUGUUGAAAUGGUUUGCUGCAGCUGCACAGUCGACUCCCGGACAGGAAUUAAUCUCCCUUGCAUUUUGAUGAGAAAGAAGAAAAAACCCAGCAUGUUCAAAUAUUUUUUAUUGCUCCUUCACAGCUCCAAUAAGUUUGAGCAGCGGCUGGCUUUUGAAUUGGACUAUGAGCUGCAAGAUGACGUAAAGCUGCUUGCUGGCCCGUCUGUCUUGUGGAGGCAUUCCAGUGCCGUUUUUUACAUCUCCUCCCAAACUGCCACCAUAGUUAGUGCUCCUGUUCUAUUUUCAUCGAUUGAGUGGGCAGGAGAUAUUGAAAAUCUAGGUACUGUUAUAUUGGGAGUAAGAGAAGCUCAUCUGCCCAUGGAAGAAAUCAGCCAGGUGGCUUCAGAAUCAGAUGCGGCCAUUUGGGGAACUGAAUUCUUUGUGUACUCAAUUGAGAGAAAAGAAACGUUGACUGGUGCAUGUUUCUUGCCCCACGCCUAUGGCAGUGUGGUGACUUGUGUGCAUGUGUGUGCCAUUGAGGUAUUGGACAAGCAAUUCAGAACAUCUGUGGUUGCUGUCACUUCCAAGAAUCAGUUAAUUUGGUUCCAAGAUGGUCUCCCAAAAAAUAUUUGCCAGCUUCCAUAUGAAAAUCCCCAUGAAGUACAGGUUAUGGCUUCAGUUGGAGGGGACUUCUUCAUUGUCUUCUUUGAAUCCAGUAAUGUUUGUGCAAUUUGGAAAAAUGACUUUCAGGUUACUUCCAGGUGGCAGAACGUUAAGUCAGUUCUGGUAGAUGACUUUACUGGAAGUGGAACUGAGCAAAUACUGUUGAUUUUUGAGGAUGCAUUCAACCCAGAUAGUCUGACUACAUUCAGAAUAACCAAUCUCAGUGACAUUAACUACUCAAGUGAUAGUUUUGAGCGUGAAGAAGAUGCUUCGCCUGAAGAUCAACUACAGGAGAAUCGUUCCUUUAUGAUUCAGGCUCUUGAAACAAGAUUGCAAGUUGGUUUGGCUGGUAUUCAAGAAUUGAAACAGCAUCUUCACCUCAAGGAGAAAAUCAUUACAAAGUCUUGCAGAGCUUUAGUAGACCUUGCCCGGGGGAAGGAAUAUACUCUUGGAAGUGCAGAGGAGGAAGGUCUUGUUUCUCUGUGGGAAGAUUCCGAGCAGCCUCCCCAUCCCACUGAAAAGCCAAGUGACACAUCUCCAGAUUCAGAACAUCUAGUAGAGAAGCUGUGGCAUCGUGUGCUGGAUGACCACUUGGUUGUUGGACUAAAAUUAAAGUAUUCACCUAUCUUAUCUCUGACUGACAUCACUUUAUCUCUGCUAAUGGAUCAACCUUGUUGUUUGAACUCUCCACUUAUCGAGUGUCAGAAUAAAGUGAUAAAGCUGAAAACGGAUUCUUUCUCAGCGACAUCAUUUUCUGUUAGGCCAGCAGAACCUGAAGCUAAAAGGAUAAAGCUGGCCCAUCCCGAAAAAGAAGGGGACAAUAAUUUCAGUGAACAGCAGCUGGAAACAGACUGUAUACAAAUGUACACUGCUGUUACCUCUCUUUCACCUCUUUUGGUAUUACACAAUUUUUGUUGUGUUGUGCUGCUUCAUGCCCAAAGAAGAGAGAAUGAAGAGACCACUGGAAAACACCAGGAAAUUGCUAUACCUUGUGGGAGACUCUGUAUAAAUCUGGAUGACCUUUCCGGGGGAAAAUAUUCCAUAAAACUUUCAAGGCAAAAUAGUUUUACAGGAUUUGUAGAGGAUCUUUUUGCCACUCUUGCUAUAUUUCACAAAUUUUGUUUUCAAAUAUCAUCACCUGAUUAUAAACUGACAUCCGUGGCUCCCUGGCUUAUUGAAGACCUGGAAUGUGAAGUAAUUGAGGAAUUUCCUGGCCACCUGCUCUGUAAAAAGCCUGGCAGUGUGCAAGGGAGCCUUUUCAACUGGAGCCAAAAGAUGCCAUUUGAGGGCAUUCUAGAAGUCUUCUGCAGAAAUCAAACCAUUUUGUUCCAGUGCCUUCAUGAUCUCACCAAGGUUCUCCCUCCAGGCUGUGUGAUAAAACAACUAAAGUUUGGGAGCAGGGGCUCCCUUACUGACCACCUGGCACUAGGUUUAGAAAAGGAAAUGGUUACCUUCAGGAGUUUGUUUUCAUCUGCAGUAUCUGAGACUGAUCAAAAGUUGGGACUGAUGUGUGAGGCUGACCCACAAUGCAGCAGUGACACCGUGGCGGCUUCAUCACUCCCAGAAGAAGUAGUGCAGCAGUACAGAGACAAACUUCAGAAGGAAAAAGAGCAAAGCAUGUUGGGGAUGAACCUGACGAUCACUGGUGCUCAUUACAGAGAAAUUACUUGGAAACUAGCUGAGAUUCAGCUAAAAUCUGACAGAGAUGCGCAGAAUCUGGACAGUUUAUAACCAUAAUCAAAACAUGCAUCAUUUGUUGCACAGAGACAUGAGGCACAUGAACCUGUUUUAGGGCAGCAUCCCUCUCCCUGGCUCACGCAAAGCCUUAUUCUGCUCUCCCCAGCUGGAAUCGAAGGAUUGUUGGAGGACCAUGUCAGGAUCUUC